UUAAACACAGGCCAAGUGGUGGAAGGAGAAAGCCAGGGACAAUUCCGUAAUUUCGCCAUCUUUCCCACCGGAAGGCCACAGCCACUAUGAAUCUAUGAUCAUAUCAUGAAGGAAUGCCGUCUGUGUGCUGGCUGGUGCCCAGAGUAACUCAAGUGAUGAUAGCAAAACUCUUCUACUUUCUGCUCAUCUCCGCCGUCGCUCUACCGACCAAGGCGGAAGAGGGUUGCCAUCAGCUACGGUCCACUGCACCGUUCAAGAUCGCUCUGUUUGCCGACCUGCAUUUCGGAGAGGACGCAUGGACCCAUUGGGGUCCACUCCAGGAUGUGAAGUCUAUCAAGGUCAUGUCCUCUGUUCUCGACGAUGAAACCCCAGAUUUCGUUAUCUAUCUCGGAGAUGUCAUCACAGCCAACAAUAUAGCGAUUAAAAAUGCAAGCUUGUACUGGGAUCAGGCAGUUUCUCCAACAAGAGCUAGGGGUAUUCCUUGGGCAAGUGUGUUUGGAAACCACGAUGAUGCAGCAUUUGUGUGGCCAAUUGAGUGGUUUUCAUCCCCUGGAAUUCCUGAAAUUCGUUGCCGCGUAGCCAAUUCAUCAUGCUCAGGAGAAGAAGAGUGUCACUUUGAAGGCACACAACGUCUGGAGUUAAUGAAAAAUGAGAUUGAGCGUAACAUGCUAUCAUACUCUCGAUAUGGUCCUAAAGAGCUUUGGCCUAGUAUAUCCAACUAUGUCCUCCAACUUUUGUCGUCCAACAAUCCCAAGUCACCUGUGGCAUUAUUGUACUUCCUAGAUUCUGGUGGUGGUUCCUACCCAGAAAUUAUAUCCAGUGCCCAAGCAGAAUGGUUCCGCAAGAAAGCUCUAGAGAUUAACCCUGAUUCAAGGGUGCCGGAGAUAAUCUUUUGGCAUAUACCAAGUCGUGCUUAUAAGAAGGCAGCUCCAUGGUUCGGUAUACACAAGCCUUGUGUGGGUUCAAUUAACAAGGAGAGAGUAGCAACUCAAGAAGCUGAAAUGGGUAUCAUGAAACUUUUGGUUGAAAGGCCUUCUGCCAAGGCAAUAUUUGUAGGACACAACCAUGGAUUAGACUGGUGUUGCCCCUACGAAAAACUGUGGCUAUGUUUUGCUCGGCAUACCGGUUAUGGUGGGUACGGAAACUGGGACAGAGGAGCUAGAAUUGUGGAAAUCACCGAGCAGCCUUUCUCUGUUAAAUCUUGGAUAAGAAUGGAGGAUGGUAGUGUACAUAGUGAAGUUGUCUUGAGUCCUUGAAAACUAAUCCCUUUUAAUUUAAGUGCUACUACCAAUAGAAAGAGUAAAAAUCUUGUAAAAAAAUAAUACAUGUAUAUUUACGAAAACCAUAUUUGUAUGUCGCUGUAUAUAAACUGUAUUCAUCUUU
Pyrus x bretschneideri (Chinese white pear) is the source of this 1383-nucleotide messenger RNA. Its product is annotated as probable inactive purple acid phosphatase 16. Bases 114 to 1256 code for a protein of 380 amino acids. Gene Ontology annotation, molecular function: hydrolase activity, acting on ester bonds. NCBI's taxonomy places the organism in Eukaryota, Viridiplantae, Streptophyta, Magnoliopsida, Rosales, Rosaceae. Gene Ontology annotation, cellular component: cytoplasm. The transcript has 5 exons. The record is from RefSeq and is a predicted model, not a curated record.